This is a messenger RNA of Danio rerio (zebrafish), 3626 nucleotides long. Lineage: Eukaryota; Metazoa; Chordata; Actinopteri; Cypriniformes; Danionidae. The record is from RefSeq and is a predicted model, not a curated record.
CUAAAACCAGCCAACCAGCCUAGGCUGGAUUUUUCAGCAGGGAAUGUAAUUAUAUAAAAAUAUCACUAAUUUCUUGAUCCCUAAAACUAUGCAUGCUAGCCUAAAACCAGUAAAAUAAAAUAUAAAUCUACAAACCUUAAACAUAUCAAUGUCAUUUUAACUAGUAAACAAUGAAUUAUAUAAAAACCAUAUCCUGAAAGACAAAACUGAUUUUUCUGUGCAUCGAUUUGAUUGGGCUGUUACGGCUGUAAGUCAAUAAUAUUAAAUGAACAACUAGUUUAAUGUCUAAAACAUUCUUGUAGGUGAUCCGAGAGAAGCUGUGUGGAUUCCUAUUUGUAGAAAGUUUGUAGUAAUUCAAAAGUUCAUAUAUUGUACAAGAGAGAUAAAACAAACGAACUGCCCGCAUCAUAAUGUAAUUUAAGGACUGUAAAUAAAUAACUUUCCUGAUGCACGUCUUGUAAAUGUCUUUCAACUGUUGAAUUUGUAAUCCCCCUAAAUAUUAACAUUGUUUCCCACACAAUUAAAAAAUACAUUUGAAGGUUGUUUAAGAUGAGAAGUGGACUACUUUCUGUAAUGUAUUAAUAUUCAAUUGAUUAUUGGAUGAUCAUCUAUUAAUAGAAAUGUCCUUGAUAAAUGUAGCUUUGCAUAAUUAUGCACCAGUUGAAAUGCUGUUUAUUAUUAACAUUUUUAGUUAUCUAAAUUGUCAGUUUAAGUAUUCUAACACAGAGUAUCUUAUAUUAGUUUAUUAAACGUUUUAAAUUGUCUUCUAAGUACAAUAAUACAGCUUUUUCCCUCUCUGAACUUGUGACGGAGACGUGAUGUGACGUCAUCAGGCUGCGCCGCCCUCCUGCGUCUGUUGUUGUUGCUGAAGGUUUGUUUUUUAAUAUUCAAGGUUUGCAAAGCAAAAUGCUUACUCGAUAUAUUACUGUUUUCACAGGCGAUUCUAAAUUAAUUAUGCAUUAUUGAACGAUACAUCGUAAUACUUUAUCUAUCAGCCAUGAAGCGCAUCCAAACGUGUAAACAGCAGAAAGUGCGUCUCAUUUCGAUCCUCUUUUAGUCUAUAAUUAAUUAUAAUAAACACUCGCUGUUUGUCGAGCAGUGAUGGAGAAACAGCUUUAUGAAACUAUUCAGGUAUUCUGUAUUCUGUAAAUAAAUACAUUAAUCUCCCCAACACUGUUCAUUUACAACAUUUAAUUAAAACAUUUGCCUUUUUUCAUCGGUCAACAAUAAAACAAACAAACAAAAGGUUAAAUCAGAAUCUCGGGUAAAGGCAUAACCUAACCCCCUUCCGAUCAUUUUCCCUCCGGUGGGCCAAAUCAAAGGACACAACGGGCAAACUUUGUCCCGUGGGCCAUAAUUUGGGCAUCACUGAUCUAAUAAGCAGGUUUAGAAAUGUGUAGCUAAUAAUUAGUUUAAACCCAUCAUCGGUUUCAGUAAGCACAACUUCUAUACUGUAAUGGCGUUUAAAUCUUUACACGUUCCGAUUCUCUGAAAAUGUGAACAUAGCGUUCAAUGAUUUCCACUUUUUGAGGCAAAUUUGUUGAUUGUCUAUACCAGGGGUGGUCAAACUCAGUCCUGGAAGGCUGCUUUCCUUCAGAUUUUAGCUUCAACUUGCCUCAACACACCUGCAAGGAUGUUUCUAGAAAGCCUAGUAAGAUCUUGAUAAGCUAGCCUAGGUGUAUCUGAUUGGGGUUGGAACUAAACUUUGCAGAACACCGGCCCUCCAGGACUGAGUUUGGACACCCCUGCUCUAUAGUUUAUCUUUGUGUAAGCUGAAAACGUGUUUGCCAGUUUAAAAAGUAUUCGGGAAAUGGCCUAAAAGGGUCUAGCUAACGUACGUUUGUCUUCAUAUUUCAGUUGCCAAUAAAUCAGUUACCUUUUAUUCGUUUUCUUCUGUCUUAGACCUGAAGGUGCUGAAAGAGGAGAGCGAAGUACUUGAUGAAAUGGAAGGGAAAUCGUUUAGCUGCUCAGAGUCUGAACAGACGGCAGCUCUAUAUAAGUUCAUCUGCACACAGUGUGGAAAGAGUUUCACGAAAAAGGGAACUCUAAAAAGCCACAUGAGUGUUCAUACGGGGGAGAAACCGUUCAUUUGCCAGCAGUGUGGGUGCAGUUUUGCUAAAAAGGGAACUCUUAAAGGCCACAUGAGUGUUCACUCUAAAGAAAAGCCGUACACAUGCUUGCAAUGCGGUAGCAGCUUCACUCAAAAAGGAAGCUUUAACAGGCACAUACGAGUUCACACCGGAGAGAAACCUUACACCUGCCAACUGUGUGAGAAGAGCUUCACAACUGAACUAAACUUUAAGUAUCACGUCAGCAGUCACGCCGGAGAGAAACCGUUCAUAUGUGGCGAUUGUGUAAAGAGUUUCAGGCACAAAGCAACCCUUGACAAACACAUGACGUCUCACUCGAGAGUGGACAGUUUUGUGUGUCAUCAGUGUGCACGCAGUUUCAAAGACCAGGAGAAUCUGAGGAAUCAUGUCAAAACUCACACUGGAGAAAACCUAUUGAUGUGCGAUCACUGUGGGAAGAUUUCCUCCAACAAAACAAACCUCCAGGUUCACAUGAGAGUUCACACGGGGGAGAAGCCGUUCGGCUUCCCUCAGUGUGAAAAAAGCUUCAGAUUCAUCGGAAACCUUCAGACUCACCUGAGGGUUCACAAUGGAGAGAAGCCGUACGUGUGUCUGCACUGUGACAAGAGUUACUCGUACCAAAGAGACCUGAAGCGACAUCUGGAAACUCACUCUGGAGAGACUUUGUCGGGUUCCUAAGUGUUGUAAAAGGUUAUUCAAAAAAAAAAAAAGUACUACUUUUAAAAUCUGCUCAUUCGCUUGGAGAAAGGCAAACUGUCAGCAAAAACUUGCCAUCACCGCUAUAUUUUUGUAUUCUUUGUGUGGCAUUUUAAACAACUGUGCAAUAGGGAUGGGAAGUUCUGAUCAUUUUACUGACCUUUGAGACUUCUAGUAUUAGAGAUUGAGUAUUUUUUUUUUUAGCUAUUUCAUUCAGUUUUCCAAAAUAACAUUAAAAAUGUUUAAAAAAUAGUUUCUGCCAAACACAUCUACAACACAAAUGUUGAUCACACUACAAAAAAAGCCAUAACUUGAAUGCAAUAGGAGAAAAUAAUCAUUCAUUGUUUGCCUCUGUCAAUUUAGCUCAGCUCCUCUGACAAGUCUUCAAGUUUGAGUAGUGUUCACAUGACACUGACCGUCCCAUAUAAGCUUAACCAAUGCACUCAGUCUGAGCUGGAACGACGCAAUUUUCCCUUGGGCCUUUUGUUUUCUAUUGCCAUGCCUUGUCUUUUCUAUUGUCAAGAGUCUUCAAGGCCUUGCCCGAAAUUCCUCUUUGGUAAAUAUUGAGCAAACUUACCUUAGUUCUUACCUUAGUUUCGAAAUUACUACUCAUUAGUGAAGGGAGAAUCAAAGCUUUAAAACAAGUGAAGUUCAUUUAUAAACUAAUUGCCAGAUGAUCACAUGCUUAUGAUUGACCACGGCUGCUAACAUACGAUUUACUAAUCAGACGAAUCCAAACAUGCAUAAAAAAACUGAUUUUCUUACCUUAAGCUGUGCCCUGCUGAAAAAAACAGCUAAAACCAGCCUAAGCUGGUUGGCUGAUCUUAGCUGGAAGUAGCU